ACCUAUUAUGCCUGAACUAGCGAAAUCCGCUCCUGCCCCAAAGAAGGGCUCCAAAAAGGCGGUCACCAAGGCGCAGAAGAAGGACGGCAAGAAGCGCAAACGCAGCCGCAAGGAGAGCUACUCAGUGUAUGUGUACAAGGUGUUGAAGCAGGUCCACCCUGACACCGGCAUCUCGUCCAAGGCCAUGGGCAUCAUGAACUCCUUCGUCAACGACAUCUUCGAGCGCAUUGCGGGUGAGGCCUCGCGCUUGGCGCAUUACAACAAGCGCUCGACCAUCACCUCCAGGGAGAUCCAGACGGCCGUGCGCCUGCUCCUGCCCGGGGAGCUGGCCAAGCACGCCGUGUCCGAGGGCACCAAAGCCGUCACCAAGUACACCAGCUCCAAGUAAAUCUUGACACAUAAAGUAUCAUGCCAGUCCACAAAGGCUCUUUUAAGAGCCACCCACUUCCUCGGUUUAAGAGUUGUAAUGAUUUGUAUAUUGUGUU
Carlito syrichta (Philippine tarsier) is the source of this 485-nucleotide messenger RNA. RefSeq names its product histone H2B type 1-L. The transcript has a single exon. Gene Ontology annotation, cellular component: nucleosome. Lineage: Eukaryota; Metazoa; Chordata; Mammalia; Primates; Tarsiidae. Bases 8 to 388 code for a protein of 126 amino acids. Gene Ontology annotation, molecular function: structural constituent of chromatin; protein heterodimerization activity; DNA binding. The record is from RefSeq and is a predicted model, not a curated record.